GAGGAGCCCGCCGGCAGGUGGAAUGGGGCAGUCAUGAACGGCGAUGCCCUCUGCCAGGAGCCCUCCUCGCCGCUCCCCGACUGGCGCGAGUUCUGCGAGCUGCACGCCCAGGCGGCCGCCGUCGACUUCGCCCAGAAGUUCUGCCAGUUCCUGAAGGAAAACCCCCACUACGACACCCCCGGCGCCGAGGCCUCGUUCUCCCACCACUUUGCGGCCAACUUCUUGGACAUCUUCAGCCUGGAGGUCAGCCGGGUGUUCAUGUCCGACUCGCCCACCAAGUACAACAUCGUGCCCUUCGUGGGGCUGCAGAACUGCCACGUGCCCUACGGGCGAGACGUCACCCAGCGGAAGGAGGAGACCUCCACGGAGUCGCUGGACAGCAUGGACCACCCCUUGGGUGCCCACAGGUACCUGAGCCCGUCGCAGCAGGCGCAGGCGCGCAAGGUGUCCUCCUACGGCCAGUCCCGCAGCUCGGAGGACGUGUCCGUCCACGCCACCUCCAAGCCCAAGUUCAAGAAGGGCUUCUCACUGAGGAACAUGAGCUUGUGCGUGGUGGACGGCGUCAAGGAGAUGUGGCAUCGGAAGUCCUCUCCGGAGCCGGGCACCGAGGCCACGCAGGGCGGCAGGAGGGCCGAGAGGGAGCCGUGGCCGGCGGGGAGCAAGGAGCACGGCGACCCCCGGGAGAAAUGGACCCACAAGCUGCGGCUUUCCAAGGCGCAGUCCUCCAAGGUGGAGCUGGUGGACAUCCAGAGAGAGGGGACCCUCCGCUACAUGGUGGCCGACGACACGAACUGUGUGGGGAGCUCGCAGUGGCAGAAGUGCCGCCUGCUGCUCAGGAAGGCAGUGAAGGUGGAAGGGGAGAGGUUCCUGCUGGAGUUUUACGUCCCCCCGAAGGCUUCCAAACCAAAGGUGAGCGUCCCGCUGUCGGCGAUCAUCGAGGUCCGGACGACCAUGCCCUUGGAGAUGCCCGACAAGGACAACACCUUCGUGCUGAAGGUGGAGAACGGCGCGGAGUAUAUCCUGGAGACCAUCGACUCCCUCCAGAAGCACUCCUGGGUGGCGGACAUCCAAGACUGCAUCGACCCCGGGGACAGCGGGGACGACAUCGAGCUCGCCGCCUGCGCGCAGGCAGCCUGCCUGCCGGGCCGGGCGGCCUCCUGCAGCUGCGAGUUUCUGGCUGACGAUGUGCACAGGCCGCCCGACAGAUGUGCCAUGCCCAGCACUCACAACGCUGCCUCUGCCGCCACCACGGCCACCGUCAUCGCUGCGCCCCACGGCCGGGCCAGGGACUCGGUGGGGGAGCUGCUGGCCCAUGUCCCGCUGGAGAGCUUCCUGCAGACCCUGGAGUCUCCCGGCACCGCCGGCGGGCACCCGGCAGGGGAGGAUAGCGAGACAGAAGUGGAGAUCAACCUCUCCGACUUCCCCUGGUUUCACGGGACUCUGUCGCGGAUCAAGGCAGCUCAGCUGGUGCUGCUGGGGGGCACCAGGAGCCACGGCUUGUUCGUCAUCCGGCAGAGCGAAACGCGGCCGGGGGAGUACGUGCUGACCUUCAACUUCCAGGGGAAAGCCAAGCACCUGCGGCUGUCGCUGAACGAGAGCGGGCAGUGCCACGUGCAGCACCUCUGGUUCCAGACCAUCUUCGACAUGCUGCGCCACUUCCACACGCACCCCAUCCCGCUGGAGUCGGGCGGCGCGGCCGACAUCACGCUCCGCAGCUACGUGGUGGCCCAGAGCCCGCUGCCGGACGCCGGCCCCCCGCCAGCCCCGGCCUCGCAGCAGCCGGGCUGCCGGCCCGACCUGCCGCCCCCGCACUACUUCUGCGGCACGUCCUCCGCCGGACCCCCGGCCCCGCCGCCCGCCGAGGGGGUGGCCGCCGCCGGCCCCCCGCCCUACCACCGCCUGGAAGGUGCUCGGAGCCGCAGCGACAGCGCCGAGCGCCGGCCGGAGCCCCCCGCCGCCAGCGCCGAGGACUACCACGACGCCGACGGCGCCCGGAGCCGGACCCGGGCCGUGGAGAACCAAUACUCCUUCUACUGACCCCGCGCCCGGGGCUGGCUGGCGGGGCGCGCACCGCCCCCCCGGGUGCCCCGAGCUGCCGAGCCGGACUCGCCGCCAGCAACCCGGCCGCGAGCCGCUCCCGCCGCUCUGCGGAGCGACGUCCGCGGCAGGCGCUGUGCCCGCGCUCGGGGCUGGGAGGCUGGAAACAUCCACACCGUUCGGGAGGCUGCGGAGCCUGCGGUGGCGGCCGGGAGGCGGCCGGGGCCGAGCAGGGCUCCCGGGGGCCGCUCGUGCUGGGCCGGCAGUGCAAAGCCUUGAGGUGCUCCUUGCUCCAGCCAAGCACCUCGGCUUGGGGCCAGAGCGAGGCCAAUGUCCUCGACGUGGCCGAUGUCCCCCGAGUCCUGCAAGUGAGCAGCCGCAGGGCUCUGGCGUUUCAGGAUGCUCCAAGAAACGAGAGGUGCAGCCAGGCGCGCGCACGGGUCCGCCAGCCCCCGCGCUCGCCCUCCGCCACUGCUGCGGGAGCCGUAAGGGGCUGAUCCAGGCCAGCUUCCCGAGGCCCCGACUAAGUGCGUCAGCUCUCCGCCAGGAGACCUGUGAAUGUCCCCCGUUGGAGGAAGGCUUUUCCUGCUCUCCUGCUAUUUCCGUUCCUUCAGCCUUUUCUUCCUCACUGGAGCUACAGAGAGUCCCUGAAUAACCCUUCUCGUCCUCCUCUCCUGCAGUUUUUCAAACCUAAGCUCUCUGCAAGGGUGUCAGCUCAGCCGCUUGCCUUUUUGCUGCCAUGGCUAGGCAAUAAUGUCCAUCGCUUGAUGGCACACCUUGACAAAUGUGACAGUGAGCCCACGCUGCAUCAGUGGCCUCGUUUCCGGAGGUAAUGGGCAGGUGCCCCGCUGGGCUCCCAAGAAAGGAAAACACUACGGAUCUUCAGUGGAUGCUUUUGAAGAUUUUUUUUCUUAUAGAAAUUGAAAUACCCAGGAAGAGCAAGAGGAACGGGGCUGCUUCCUGGAGGCUUGGCAGCUAAAUGAAACGGAGGGGUCAGGUCAGGGCGACUGUGGACAGCUGGGAUUUCCCUCCCCGGCAGAGGCUCAGCCGGGAGGGGUAAACCCAGCCGGUGGACAGCUAUCACUGCCUUCCCUCUGGGUCUCUCGAGCCCUUAGGAGCAGGUUUAUGGGCCAGGAUGUUCAUGAGGAUUAUUUGCUUCACAUGGGGUGAGAGACCCUCCUAAAGGGCAGCUUCGCUUGCAGAUGGCCACAGCAGAGGCACAUCCCUCCCAGUUUGCCUCUUCCGCACCAUGGGGGGCUUGGAGCUGGCUGGUGGGUCUCCAUGGACAGCAGAGCCCACCACCACCACGAGACAGAUGCCCUGUUGCAUAGCUGUGCCCAGCCAGAAGGUAUCCUGAGGGCAGGGAUGGUACGAGCAGAGCCAGAAUCUGGCUCAAGACCACUUGAAUUUGCCUGGAGAGUUGUUCCAUUGGGCAGUUUUGGGUUGGGUUGGGCUUUCUCUUUUUUUUUAGGUGCCUUCUUCCUCGAGCUAGCAAAGCUUGUGCCAGCUGCCCUGCCUGAGCCUAACUUGUCUCUCCCCCUUCAUGGGGGCAGGGAACAUGUCUUGGAGGCUCCUAGUCUCUCCUGCUGUGUAAGAGCUGCUAUUGUGGCAGGCUGGACGUGAGGGUGGCAGCCAGGAGGAGGGCUGGGAAGUCUCAUUCCUGCUGCAAAUGCCCCCAUCACCCCAAUAUGCAGCCGUUGCAGCUGGCUGCGGUAUGUGCCCUUGCUCAGCACAGCUACCAGCUUGGAGGCGUCCAGAGGAGCCUGCGCAGCUCUCAGGAUGCUACAGAGCACUGCAGGAAGAGGCCAGAUGCUCUUGGUCCUUGGGUUUAAUGUGGGCUUGCUUCCUUCACAUGCACAUGGGAGGAGCACUGGAUGUGGCAUAGACAUCAUCACUCUUGGUCUCCGCCAAGGUCCCAACAGACCAGGUGUUGUGGAUGGGAGCACUGCCUUAGAGACCUUUGCGUCUUGGCUGGUUUUUAGUCUUCUGCAUCACAGGAUAGGAAAAGGAUGGGGGAGCAAUGAUCUGCAAGCAAAAAUGUUAAUUUGUAAAUAAGGAAGAGUCUGGAAGAGUUUACUGUUCUGUAGAAUAAAUUAAUUUUAUUUUAAAAAGUGACUUGCUAAAAAUUGGAGAACUUGAGUUUCAGUUUUGAAAUAAAACCACUCACAAAAAGAACAGCACAUUAACAA
Molecule: messenger RNA, 4226 nt
Organism: Rhea pennata
Lineage: Eukaryota; Metazoa; Chordata; Aves; Rheiformes; Rheidae
Gene: SH2B2
Product: SH2B adaptor protein 2
Exons: 9
Coding region: 34-2037 (667 amino acids)
Biological process (GO): intracellular signal transduction; antigen receptor-mediated signaling pathway
Cellular component (GO): plasma membrane
Molecular function (GO): transmembrane receptor protein tyrosine kinase adaptor activity
Source: RefSeq, a predicted model, not a curated record